Messenger RNA from Mizuhopecten yessoensis (Yesso scallop), 2787 nucleotides. RefSeq names its product tetraspanin-1-like. Gene Ontology annotation, cellular component: membrane. The transcript has 8 exons. Lineage: Eukaryota; Metazoa; Mollusca; Bivalvia; Pectinida; Pectinidae. The record is from RefSeq and is a predicted model, not a curated record. The coding region runs from base 181 to 1005 and encodes 274 amino acids.
GUGAAUUUGAGUCAUAAUUGUUUAUAUCAAAUUUCAAACGACGAGAGUGGAUCUUCGUACACGUUGUCUCAUCCCAGUUACAGAUUAGAAGAAACAAGGACUAAGCUCUUCCAUCACAAUUGGAAAUUAGAAAAAAAGUAGUCCAUUGCUUAAAAGUAAUAAUUCAUUGGAAAACUUAUUAUGACCGGGAUGACGUCUACCAAAAACUGUAUGAAAGCGACAAUUAUGAUCGCAAGCGUUCCCGUUAUUGUCAUUGGCGCCAUUUCUUUAGGUCUGGGUCUCUGGAUCGCAUUUGACAACCCCAGUUUCAUUGGUCUUACACACCUAGAGGAGUUCUCCGUCGUCGAGCAAUCGUUCGUAAAGAAUGGAGCAUAUAUCGUCAUUGCCGGUGGCGCAUGCGUACUUGCGUUUGGAAUAUACGGUGUCAUAGCUGCUGCAACAGAGAGCCCGGUUUUACUUGGAGUGUACGUGACGCUUCUGUCCCUUGUGAUGGCAAUAGAGGUAGCAGCUACAGUUCUAGGCGUGGUCUUCAAACACAUGUGGGAACAGAAUAUGGAAGAAUCGGUUGUGGAGAAGAUAGCUGAGAGAUACGACGGUAUUCUUAACAGCGAAGACUUUUUCACUUACCAUUUCAACAACUUUCAGCAGGAGAUGGAGUGUUGUGGGUUUUAUGAUUAUAAGGAUUAUGUUUCCAAUGCGACAAUGUGGAACCGGACAAUAGAUUCGUCUGUUGCCAUGGUGAUCCCUCCCGCGUGCUGUAAACCUUUGUCGGACAAUGACACUUCCACUCUACAGAACUGUGUGUACGCUCCAACAUCAGACAAUGCGUUCCUUACGGGUUGCAAGGGCGCUAUUGAGGACCUAUUCUAUCGUUACGAAUGUGUGAUCAUUGGUGUGGCAGCCGCUAUCGUGUUUUGCCAGUUACUGAUGAUGAUUCUGACACUUGUGAUGCUGUGUACCAAGGUCGACAACUCUUACACAUUCAAAGACGGGAAGCAAACAUGAUAAUUCCUCGAAGAAUUUAAAAAGGAACUCUUCACACAUUCAUACAAAAUUCUAUAUGAACAACAAGUAUACAAAUGGAAGGACUAUAAUCAGUUGUCGAAAGCAUCUCUUUCUUGAGAAGGGGAAACAUUCUGCCGUGUUUCCUUUCUGUUGGUAACUUCCUUUGUGAUUUUUGCAUCGGUAGAAUACUACGAUAUAUAAUAAUCACUAUCAUAUCUGGGGUGGGAUGCAUGCAGUAUUUGUAUACAUAAUGCGAUUUUAUGGGAUAUUUAACAAUGAGGAAAUGACGUCAUUAUUAUGAUGACUGAUGAUCACCAUAAAUUACGUAUAUAUAUAUAUAUAUAUAUAAUUCGAGGUUCUAAUAUACCGCUUUAUCACAGCCAAGUUUGUAGGUCGUCUCCGUUCACAGACUAUUAUCCUUGGUUAUAGGGAGGGGGUUUAUGGAGGGGUAGGACGUCAUUGUCGUCCAAAUGACGUCGAUGUAUAAAACAUAAUGUGUUUUUGUAAAUAUCUUAAUAAGUUAUUCUGCUUUAAACAUUUUAAAAUGGCUGAAAUAUCUUAACUCUAAAAAUAAAAUGUAAGACUUUUUAUAACAAUAAAAGGGUAGGUUUCGCAUGUUGUAAAUACAACGAAGUGUCUUAAGCCAUCUGAAUUGCAAGGAAUACCUGUUUUAAGCAUUGAACUGCUUUCAGUUGGCAUUCAUAGGCAAUAUGAAUGCCAACUGGACAAAGGCAAAUUCCAUGAAGCGCGCUGAGAGAUACCAAAACAGAUUCGCUUCAAAAUCUUAUUAUUUAUUUCACAUUACAGAAACAAUGAUUGUGUCUGUUUGUUUGAAAUAGUUUGUUGUUUUGCCAUUUUUCAUUUUGUCUCUCUUUUUCAAAUGGAUUAACACUAUCAUUUUUUUUCAAGAGUUGCAAAAUAGAUAUUUUCUCGCGGAUAUAUUAUAUUCACACCUGACCAUGUGCACUACCAAGAUGUCCGGACUUUAUUUAAAAUGCAACUCGAACAGUAAAAACAUAUAUGAAAACAGAACGCUAACACUGAUGAAGAUUUAUUUAGAGAUUACAGCUUCAUGAAAAAAUAAUGUCAGUUGGUUAACAACUGUAUUUUAGUACAGUAUACAUAAAUUCUACAAACAUUCCAACAACUAGUUAGGGGGAAAAGGUCAUACACUAAUUGCAUAUAACGUAAACUUUAUCACAUACUAAUUAAAAAUACACAAUCUUACCAACAGACAGAAUUCAUAUAGCGCAAUAUUUCACCAGACCAACUAAAUAUGGCCCAACAUUUCCACAGACCAAUUAAAUAUAGCCCAACAUUUCCACAGACCAAUUAAAUAUAGCGCAACAUUUCCACAUACGAAUUACAUAUAGCGCAACAUUUCCACAGACGAAUUACAUAUAGCGCAACAUUUCCACAAACCAAUCAAAUAUAUCGUAACUUUUACUUCAGACUAAUACAAUACAACACAAACUUUACCAUUCAUUUAUUAAAUGAAACCCGAAAAACACCGUAUCCUGAGUUAACAAAAUCUCAACAAGCCUGCAGCUUAAUGAAAUAGAACAUGGAGAACCCCCCAGCCAGGUUAUAUAUAACACGAAAAUACCAUAUUUUAAUUAAAUAUACCAAACAAUAUUACACCUUAUUUAUUUUUCCCAAAUAUUACCACAUCUUAAAUAAACUGCAAACAUUUAUGACCUCUUAAUUGAAUAAACUGCAAACAUUAUCACAGCUGAAUGAAAUAAACAACACAUAUUACAACAAUUUAAUUAAUUACAGCGC